AUGCAUACCAACGCGCUCCUCGCGGCGCUACUCGCGCCCGUGGCCUCGGCCCAGCUCAACGACCUCGCCGUGAGCGCAGGUCUCAAGUACUUCGGCACGGCUCUCAGUGAAGGCACUAUCAACAGCGACGGCACUUAUGCCUCUAUCCUCAACAGCAAGAGCAACUUUGGUCAGCUUGUGCCGGAGAACGGCAUGAAAUGGGACAGCACUGAGCCCAACCGCGGUUCCUUCAACUUCAACUCCGGUGAUAUCACCGCCAACCAGGCCAAGAAGAACGGCCAGGGUCUGCGUUGCCACACCUUGAUCUGGUACAGCCAGCUUCCCGGCUGGGUCUCCGGCGGGUCAUGGAACAGGGACUCGCUCACGUCGGUCAUGUCCACCCACAUUAGCAACGUCAUGGGCCACUACAAGGGCCAGUGCUACGCCUGGGACGUGGUCAACGAGGCGGCCUCGGACGACGGCGGCUGGCGUCCCAGCGUCUUCUACAACACCUUUGGCACCGACUACUUUGCCAUUGCCUUCAACCUGGCCAAGAGCGCCGACCCCAACGCCAAGCUGUACUACAACGACUACAACCUGGAGUACAACGCUGCCAAGACCGACCGCGCCGUGACCAUUGUCAAGACCAUCCAGGCUGCUGGUGCCCCUAUCGACGGUGUCGGUUUCCAGGGCCAUCUCAUCGUCGGCAGCACCCCGAGCCGGUCCGCCCUGGCCACCACUCUUCGGCGGUUUACCGCUCUCGGCCUGGAGGUCGCCUACACCGAGCUUGAUAUCCGCCACUCGAGCUUGCCCGCGUCGUCCUCCGCUCUUGCUGCCCAGGGUAACGACUAUGCCAACGUUGUCGGCUCUUGCCUUGAUGUCGAUGGUUGCAUUGGUGUCACCAUCUGGGGUUUCACCGACAAGGUCUCCUGGGUCCCGGGCACCUUCCCCGGCUCCGGUGCCGCCCUCCUCUGGGACGAGAACUACAACAAGAAGCCUGCAUGGACCUCCGUCUCCUCCGUCCUUGCCGCCGCUGCGACCGGCUCCCCUCCGGCCUCGUCGUCCACCACUCUGACUACUGUCACCACCAGCAAGCCGCCCGUCUCCAGCACGACCACCACUAGCACGACCAUCACUAGCAAGACCACCUCGGCUUCGGCGACGCCCACCGGUGGGAGCCAGCAGGCCCGCUGGGGCCAGUGUGGCGGUAUUGGCUGGGGCGGCCCGACCCUCCGACGGACCCUCACUACAAAUAUCAACCGCCCCCUUUUUACCUCGUACAUUCGCCUACAAUCUACCGACACCCAUCGGAGCACCGGCACUCCGCCCUUUGCCACCAGUGCUAGCGCACCAGCUCGUGUGUCCGACCGUAUCAAGCACGACCACCGCGAGCUUCAAGAGUAUUACCACAAUAUCAAAACGGCGCAACGUGACGAUGACAAGGUCCGAUGGCAGAACCAAUUCGUGUGGGAGUUGGCUCGGCACUCCAUUGCCGAAGAGAUGGUGGUGUAUCCUGCUUUCGAGAAGCAUAUUCCGGAUGGUGUGAAGAUGGCGGACAAGGAUCGAGCUGAACAUCAGGUGGUCAAACAAAUGCUCUACGACUUUGAGUCGCUCAGUCCCUCAGAUCAGACAUUCGAAGAAACCAUUGACACGCUCUGGCAGACUCUUGCCCAGCACAUCAAGGAAGAAGAACGGGAUGACUUGCCGGCGCUCGAGAGGGCCUUGGAUGCCACAGCAUCGGGGACGUUGGCACGAAGCUUUGACCGCACGAAGCACUUUGUGCCGACCCGUAGUCAUCCUUCCGCGCCGGACAAGCCCCCGUAUGAGACAGCUGCAGGACUGCUGGCGGCGCCGAUGGAUAAAUUGAUGGAUAUGUUUCGCAAGUUCCCGUAG
Messenger RNA from Dichotomopilus funicola, 1872 nucleotides. RefSeq names its product endo-1,4-beta-xylanase. NCBI's taxonomy places the organism in Eukaryota, Fungi, Ascomycota, Sordariomycetes, Sordariales, Chaetomiaceae. The coding region runs from base 1 to 1872 and encodes 623 amino acids. The transcript is spliced from 6 exons. Gene Ontology annotation, molecular function: hydrolase activity, hydrolyzing O-glycosyl compounds. Gene Ontology annotation, biological process: carbohydrate metabolic process. The record is from RefSeq and is a predicted model, not a curated record.